UUAUUCAUAAAAUUAUAAACAAGCACAUCACAAUAUCACAUGCUUCUAGUUCUAACAUUUAAGCACAGGAUCAUGAGUGAUAUUUUAUAAUAUUGUACAUUUGCACAGUAAAUAGUAAAACUAUUCUGUAUUUUUGUGCUAAAAAUAUUAAAUUAGAACUGUUUAUUUCCUGCAUAAAAACAUAUUGUCAUAAAUCAUGUCUUGAUUUCCCGUUUUAGUGUUUUGUUAUUUUGUUGAACUACGAUCAAGAUUUGAAAUGGAAAAUAUAAAUUUAAAGGAUUAUAAGUUGACUACCUUACUGUCGUUUUAAGGUCGAUGAUUCAGCGUAUUAUAUACCAAAUUUUAUUACUGAAGAUCAGGAAACAUACAUAAUGGAGAAAGUAAAUAAUGCACCAAAACCAAAAUGGUGUCAACUGAAAAAUAGAAGAGUUCAAAAUUGGGGAGGAACGCCUCAUACCAAAGGGCUUAUUCCUGAACAAAUUCCUGAUUGGUUAAAAAGAUUUAUUGAUCAAGUAGACAGUCUUCAAGUAUUUCCUAGCAUUAACAAACCAAACCAUGUGUUAAUUAAUGAAUACCUAUCUGGACAAGGGAUCAUGCCCCAUUUAGAUGGAAGUUUAUUUUUUCCUAUCGUAAGUACUAUUAACUGUGGAUCUCACACUGUACUGAACUUUUAUAGGCCACUUAAGGACGAAGCAGUUAUAUCAAGUGAGAAAGUGUACAGUUUAUUGUUGGAAAGGAGAAGUCUACUAAUUUUGAAGGAUAAAAUGUAUACCGAAUAUAUGCAUGGCAUUGAAGAAAUUACCAAUGAUAUUAUUGAUGAUAAAAUAUCCAAUAUAAAAUUGUUUGGAUCAAAUUAUCAAAAUGGAAUUACACUAACAAGAAAUAAACGCAUAUCAUUAACAAUCAGAAAUGUUCCUAGGGUAUUCAAAUUAAAUUUGAAUUCAAUAAUGAAAAAAUAAACUUAUAAAUUUUAAAACACAAAUAUGUACAAUAAAUUGUUUGAAUAUAUUUUUAAAUUCACUUAAAAUAAUUAAUCAAAUUUAUAAUAUUUACAAUAAUAAUUUUUUUCUUGUAUAUAUAUAUAUAUUUUAUAAUUAAAAAGUUGUUGGUAAAUAAAUAU
This is a messenger RNA of Aphis gossypii (cotton aphid), 1120 nucleotides long. Its product is annotated as alpha-ketoglutarate-dependent dioxygenase alkB homolog 6. NCBI's taxonomy places the organism in Eukaryota, Metazoa, Arthropoda, Insecta, Hemiptera, Aphididae. The record is from RefSeq and is a predicted model, not a curated record. The coding region runs from base 372 to 959 and encodes 195 amino acids. The transcript has 5 exons.